Blastocystis hominis is the source of this 1101-nucleotide messenger RNA. RefSeq lists its product as hypothetical. Gene Ontology annotation, molecular function: UDP-glucuronate decarboxylase activity; NAD+ binding. The record is from RefSeq and is a predicted model, not a curated record. NCBI's taxonomy places the organism in Eukaryota, Bigyra, Opalinata, Blastocystidae. Gene Ontology annotation, cellular component: cytoplasm. The coding region runs from base 62 to 1033 and encodes 323 amino acids. The transcript has 8 exons. Gene Ontology annotation, biological process: D-xylose metabolic process.
GAUGAGUGUGUCUCCUGUGGAUAGUGUCCAGCAUAAGGUUAUUUCAGGGAAGAAGAGAAUUAUGGUGUGCGGCGGUGCAGGCUUCAUUGGCUGCCAUCUUUGCACUCGCCUAGUGGAAAUGGGUCAUGAUGUAAUCUGCGUUGAUAACCUGUUGACGGGCUCGAAGGAUAACAUCCGAUCAUUUGCGCUGAUUAACGCUAGUCCAACUUCGAUUUCAUUCUUCACGACAUUCGUCAUGGACGAGAUCUACAAUCUUGCGUGCCCUGCUGCUCCUAUUCACUACCAGACAUACCCGAUCAAGACGUUCGAGUGCUCUGUGUUGGGCAUCAUGAAUCUGCUUCAGCUGGCGCGUGACACGGGCUGCCGCCUGCUUCACGCGAGUACCAGCGAGGUUUACGGUGAUCCGUCCGUCCAUCCUCAGCGAGAGGACUACCACGGAAACGUGAACCCGAUCGGUCCUCGCUCGUGCUACGACGAGGGCAAGCGUGCUGCGGAGUCGAUCAUGUUCGACUACUACCGCAUGUACAAUCUGGACAUCCGCGUGAUCCGCAUCUUCAACACGUACGGACCGUUCAUGCACCCCUACGACGGCCGCGUGGUCACCAACUUCAUCCGCCAGGCGCUGCGCGGCGAGGACAUCACCAUCUACGGCGAUGGCAGCCAGACGCGCAGCUUCCAGUACAUCGAUGAUCUCAUUGACGGAAUGAUCCUGAUGAUGGAGAAGGACGGCAUUACCGGGCCGUUUAACCUCGGGAAUCCCGUGGAAUUCACGGUGAAGGAGCUGGCGGAGAAGGUCGUGGCGAAGACCGGGAGCAAGAGUCGCAUCGUGUACAUGUCGCUGCCGAAGGAUGAUCCGUGCAAGCGAAGGCCGGACAUCACGCGAGCCAAGGAGGAACUCGGAUGGGAACCGAAGGUUCAGCUCGACCAGGGAUUGGACAAGGUGAUUGACUACAUGCGAAAGAUCGAUUGGGACAGGGUGCGACUUCCGAACCUUGUGAACAACAUGGACACCAUCAUGAAGCCCAAGAUUUAAGAAUGUCUUGGAAAGCGUGGGACCGGACAAGAAGCGUCUGCUUGCUAGUGUGGAAUCCGGUUUGAACU